Molecule: messenger RNA, 5730 nt
Organism: Numida meleagris (helmeted guineafowl)
Lineage: Eukaryota; Metazoa; Chordata; Aves; Galliformes; Numididae
Gene: PIK3R6
Product: phosphoinositide-3-kinase regulatory subunit 6
Exons: 20
Coding region: 1673-3976 (767 amino acids)
Biological process (GO): G protein-coupled receptor signaling pathway; positive regulation of MAP kinase activity
Cellular component (GO): phosphatidylinositol 3-kinase complex, class IB
Molecular function (GO): 1-phosphatidylinositol-3-kinase regulator activity
Source: RefSeq, a predicted model, not a curated record
CAGCAACAGCACGUGACAGGGCAUUGGUGGGAAGGUUCAACCUCCACUGCCAUCCCACCAUUAUUUGCCAUGGCCUGAAUCGGCGCUGCAUAGCAUUGCCCCGUUCCUGUGCAGUGCAUGGGUUUUCCUUCGCAAGCAUCUGUUGCUGAGCAGAUAAAGAGCCGCAGGAAGCCUCAGGCAGAGCCGUGUAACCAAAUACAGGGCUGCAGGAGGCGUGGAGAGACCAUCUUUGGAGCAGGACUAAAUAUAACUGGGAGAGAGCAAACGUGUGUUCAGCGUGGGCUGCACCUGCCCUGCUCUGUCACCUGCGUCCCUGGGAGAGCUGGGAGAGGGGAUGUCCUGGGGUGGCUGUGCUCAGCAGGUCUGAUGGAGCAACAGAGCUUUCCAGGGCUUCCCUCUGGCUCUGGGCUCUCCUGCACUUCUGCUUCACUCCUCCUGUGUGUGGCAUUUCAGCCAACAUUUCAGUGUUUCUGCCAACUUUUGGUGGCCCAUGAGAAGAGCAGCAGGUCUUUCGGGGAGCCCAUGCAUCCCCCAAGUCAAGCGCUGCUGGGGACAGCUGAGUCACCCCUCUGAGUUCAGUGGGGCCGGGAUGGCUCACGUGGGUGGGAAUGUCUCCAUCCUUCUGCUGUGGCACCUCCAGGCCCCCCCCCCAGGGCUUAGAAGGGCCAUGGAUGGGAGCUAAGGGUGGAACCGAUACCCCCAGGGCCCUCUGUCCUGUUGGUGAAGCCUCCUGGUGACCCCCAGGACUGUCUGUGAAGCCCGCAGUGCACACAGGGCGGGCUGCUGGUGCUCUGCUCACACUGCCGCUGGCAUCCUGCGUGUUUGGAAGAGGAAGAUGAGGCUGCAAAGCCUCUUCAGCCGUGAUCUUAUCAGCCUGUUUCUGGGGCAAACCGUGCUUUCACUGCAACGUUCUUCAUUUCUCUCAGUGCAGCCAGAUGGCUCCAUCGCUACCCCAGCUCCUGGGAGAGGUGGCUUUGGAGCUGUGCGGGUUUUAUCUCUAAAAGCCUCAUAGCUCUUGGAAGCUGAAGGGAGGGAUGUGAUUCCCUUCUCGCCCUUUCUGCUAAUUUUUUUUCCCUGCAAAUGAAAUAAAAUCCAGCUGAUGCCACGGGUAUUUUAAGAACUGCAGAGAGGAAGUGGGGCUCUGCAGCUCUGCAGAGAAGUGGGAUGAGCGCGGAGAAGCCGCUGGUCUUGCUGAGCUGGCAGACAGCAAAAUAACCAGUUAUGGGAUGAGAUGUGUCUCGUGGCUGCUGCAGAGAAGGGAAGAGAUGCGUGGGGAGGAGGGGGCAGAGAGAGGAGGAGUGGUGUGACUCGGGGAACUGAGCACUUUUGCAGGGCCGGCGUUUGCACCGCGCGCUGUUGCAUUUCCCCUCGGCUCAGCCGUCGCCCCACGGCCGUGCGCUGCCUGUGGCCAUCAGCCCUUCCUGUUCUGGGCCAGCCUUGUGGCCGCUGCUGCGAGCUCUGACACGUGCACGCAGAGCAGAACUCAGCUCCGCUGCUCGCUGCCGGCUCCUGCCCCACUUCGCCCUCCUCCUCCUCGCCAUGGGCCCGGCCUGCGCCCCGCGGUGAUGCCGGGAGAUGGGAGGACGCAGCGGGAGGUGAGACCCCGGACCCGAGGCCAUGCCCGUGCGCAGUGAGCAGCAGCCGUGCACUCAGCAGCCUUGCAGCCGUGCCCAUGCUCUGCUGCAGCCCCGGCCCGGCCAUGGAGAGCGCAGAGCUGGAGUCAGACAUCCUGCGCCGCGUCCGCACGCUGCUGCGCGAGCUGGACGGCCACCACCCCGCCUGCCAGCAAGACCGAGGGAUGCUGCGAUGGACCCUGCACAAAAAAAUCGACCAGAAUCCCAGUAACAGCCCCGUCCUGGUCAGGAUCCUGGUGAAAGAGCUGGAGAGGGCAGAGCGAGGUGACUACAGACAUUACAUCAUCCCCCUGCUGCACACGCUGAUGUACGCCUUGAUCAAGGCUCCCUGCAUCUCCGACGAGCUCUGCAGCAGGGUGUAUGAUUUCUGCAAGAAGCUGCUCACCCUGCCCAAGCCUUUCUGCACGAUUGGUUUGGACUAUGCUGCCAGGCUGAAGAUGGAAAGGACAGCACCAGGAAUGCUCUACCAAAGGAUGGUGAUCUCUGAACAAAGUCUUAAAAGUGACCCCUACCCCUACCAGGAAAAGAUUUUCAUCUUUGCUGACCCAGAGCUGCUCUCCGAAGCCAUCUGCAAGGCUCUGCUCACCGACACGGAGGCAGCUCGCAUCUCCCAGAGCCCACGGGCGUGUAUGUGCUAUGUGAUUACCCACGCCAUGCAGGCGGCCUUGGGUGAGGGCUGUGACCUCAGCGCCUUGAGGAUGCGGCUCCAGGGCAUGUCCAGCAGCGAGGUGGAGCACUGGUUCCAGGAGGUGGUGGCGGCCGUCGAGGGCACGUGGAGCGAAGCGGGUGCAGAUCGUGGGCAGCACGCGGAGAGGCUGCAGAGCAUCUACUGCGCCGUCCUCAGCUCCUCGCCACCAGGCGAUGCCCCCCUGGAAGGGCUGCAGGGCACCCCGCUGCCCAACCCCAACAUCAGCUUCCACCUCUGGACAGAAGAUGACCAGCUCUGGAAGGAGCUGGUGCUGUUCAUCCGCCCGCUGUCGCAGAGCUGCGAGCCCGAUCGCCUGAGCCAGGACCUGGACAACUUCGAGAUCCAGGACAUCAUUUCAGACUGCGAGUGCUGCGAGCAGACCCGCUUCUCCGUGCUCUCCACCGACAGCGGCAUCGAGCGGGACCUGCCGCCAGCCACCGAGGAGCCCUUUGCCCCGUGCAGUGCUGACACAGAGCAAUCCCGGCUCCAUAGGAAAGGUGGCAUUAAAAAAAAGCCCUCGCCGCUGGAGAGCGUGGCCUUCCUGCAGACCGGCUGCAGCAGCCCCGGGGCGAAGCCGGCGGCCAAGGUGCAGAGGAGAGCGGGGAUCCCCACUGAGCCCACGGCCCCGCUGCUGAGGCUGCACACCGCCCGCAUCGUGCUGCUGGGGGACGACCGCAUCCUGGGGCGCCUGGCCCAAGCCUACCACUCCCUGCGGAAGCGAGAGACACGCCGAGUCUUCCUGACGCCGAGGCUAAACCUGCAGUUCUACUACGUGCCGGUGACGGGACAGCCGGGCACGCUGGUGGCUGCGAACCCUGCUGCCUCUGGCCCCGAGGAGCUGUGCGAGGUGGCCGCCUACCUGGGCAGAGCCGAUCCCUGGUACGAGAGCAACAUCAACACGCUGUGCCACAUGAUCCCCAAGCUGGCCACUAUGCCUUCCUCUCCGAGCAAGCAUCUGGUGACCGAUCUCUUCAUCACUGAUGUGAUUGCCUACUAUGUCCGCAUGGGCACCCAGCCCGUCUGCUUCCAGGUGUACGUGGUGAAGGUUUUCUUCAGCAGCUUGGCACAGGAGCCGGCUGAGGACGUGUUCCUUACAGAGCUGUGUGCCCAGGUGCAGGACAGCGUCUCUCCCAGAGUUCUCCCCUUUGCAGAGGUAAACCCAGCCAAGAAGAAGACGACCCUGGAUGGCCCUGGCAUAGAUCUGACUGUCACAUACAGGAAGGUCGUGGUGAGUGACCGGGCAAAGGACGUGUCACUGUCCCUGCGCUCCACGGGUCUCUCGAUGAAGGCCAUCCCUGCCAACAUGGCUGAAGAUCUGGCAUGUCUGAGUGUGGACAUCACUGAAAUUGUUAGGAUCAACAACUUGUCGGGACGAUCCUUCUCAACCAUGACAAACAAGUUGAAGACGUGCAACAUCAAAAUCAGGAGCACGGAGCAGAGGCCCUUCACGCUGUGUCUGGAUAAGGACAGCAGAAGGACCUACAGGAAUGUGAUCAGCGUGGAAGUGUCUCCUUGCCUAGAGCCCAGCUACUGCCUGCAAAAGUCAAGGACAAUGAAACUCAGCCUGCAUGAAGCAGAGGAUGUGGGACUUGUGAAAUACAUGCCCAAGUCUCUGCUGUUGCCCAUCAACACAUUUGCAGGCGUCAUCCAAUGAGGAAAAGGAGGAAGAGCUGAUGUGAAAGAUGCGGCACCUGGGUCGUGAUAGAAGAAAUGGAAAAAGAAAGCACACUAAGGAGCCAGCAACAGUGGCUUUGCAACCGGGAUGGCGUUUCUGAAGCUGCAAAGGCAGAGGUGGACAGAGCUCGGGGAGGACAGUCGUGUGCCAAGGGAUGGCUGUGGUGGCCACAGCUGAGGCUCCCUGCCACAGACAGAGCUCUCCUGAAGGACUGGGAGCUUUAACCUUUUGCACAAGUCAUGAAAAACCUCCAAGCUUUUUGUUUCAGGGAAAGGACUGAGGAAAACAGAGCUGAGGUGAUGGUGCUUGCUGUGAAGUGGAUCGAAGAGCAGUUGCUAGCACUAAUAUUUAUUGCAGUGGUGUCUCCUGGCCUGGCGUGUGCGUCUGAUGCGUGUAGUCGGCGGGACACCCAGUGUUGUUUCAGAGGGGCUACGCAAGAACGAUGGGUGGUGUGAAGCAGGGACAUGGAAAAUCCAGUGCAAUGUUUGGCAGUGAUGAACUGGGUGAGAGCAGCUUGUGCUGCCCAGGCAGCUCAGCCUGGCUUUGCUCUGAGAAGCCUGCAGAACACCUGGGAGACUUCUCUGUUCCUUCCCUCUGCUGCUGUCGGGGUGUAGGAGCCCUCCCCUGCUUUGCAGAUGGGCUCACACCAACCCAGCUCUGUGGAGGAACGUGUCCGAGGCCCAUCUUCGCUGCAGUAAUGGAAGAACCACGGUGUGCGUUGCUUGACUCUCUGAAUGUAGUUGGUGAUAUCUGGGGUGCCUCCAGGGAGUCUUCUGUAAAUUCACGUUGGAGGGGAUGUGGGAUCCAUGGCACCCUUCCAUGACACUAUCAGUUUUGGUUCUCUCGGCUCCCAGCAGCUCAGGGGUGCUGGCUUGGAUCCCCUGCCCCAAGGAGGAGCCCCCAGCCUUGUCAAUGCACACAGCAGCUCUUCGUUGUCACCCACAGGGCGUCCCUGGAGCGCAGAUAUCCAGGCCUGGAGAUGCUUCCCUGACCUGCUCCAAGCCUGUGGGUCAUCCUGGCUCGUUGGGCCCCAUGAAACCCUCCUGGUGCUGCCCCUCGUUGUCGCCUUGGCACGGCAGGCAGCUUUGCUUCCUGUUCCCAAGCUCAGGGUUUACACACUCACACUUUGAAUGCACCAUGCAGCCCCAAACUCGCAGUGGCAUACAUUACUGGGGGCAAGGCAACUCUGGAGCUGCUGGUGGGUAAUGGGUUAUUUAGCAACAUAAAGAGCCUCCAGGUCGCAAAAAGCAGCACUGAUAGCUGAUGGGCAACAGCAUCACGGCAAUUUCCAGAGGCUCCCAGCCUCAGCAUCCCUACACAGGAACCUGGAAGGUCUCAGCAGCCACGUUCAGUUCUUCAGUGCAGUUUUUCAUCUCCCCUCAAAAACGACAACCAGUGCCAGGACAGGCAGCAAGCGCUUGGGCCUUGGAAGGGGCUGAAGUUGGAACGGAGGCUCAGAAACACCUGCUUGCCCCGGCCUCCUUCCUCUCUGAGCUGCUGCAUGUGGUGAUGCUGGGCUCAGGGUGGUGACCCGUGGCACUGCACAGCCCUGCCUCGCAGAGGCUCCCGAAGCCGUGAUGCCAUGGGUCGGAGCGUGGUCUGCGGUAUCCGGGGCUGACUUUGUACAGCUGUAAAUGGUGUAGAUGGAUCAUAAGUUAUUUGUACAGGUGUCAGAAGGUGCGAUUCUUUCAAUGCCAAUUAAAAUAUAUAUAUAUAAAGUGGGGGAAAAACCA